Pelecanus crispus (Dalmatian pelican) is the source of this 509-nucleotide messenger RNA. NCBI's taxonomy places the organism in Eukaryota, Metazoa, Chordata, Aves, Pelecaniformes, Pelecanidae. The record is from RefSeq and is a predicted model, not a curated record.
CACCAUGGAUCUGCUCUUUGGGCGCCGGAAGACGCCGGAGGAGCUGCUGCGGCAGAACCAGCGGGCGCUGGCCCGCGCCAUGCGGGAGCUCGACCGCGAGCGCCAGAAGCUGGAGGCGCAGGAGAAGAAGAUCAUCGUGGACAUCAAGAAGAUGGCCAAGCAGGGCCAGAUGGAUGCGGUGAAGAUUAUGGCGAAGGACCUGGUGCGGACACGGCGCUACGUGAAGAAGUUCAUCACCAUGAGGGCCAAUGUCCAGGCCGUGUCCCUCAAGAUCCAGACCCUCAAGUCCAACAACUCCAUGGCCCAGGCCAUGAAGGGCGUCACCAAGGCCACAGGGACCAUGAACCGGCAGCGGAAGCUGCCGCAGAUCCAGAAGAUCAUGAUGGAGUUUGAGAAGCAGGCAGAGAUUAUGGACAUGAAAGAGGAGCUGAUGAAUGACGCCAUCGAUGAUGCCAUGGGGGACGAGGAUGAUGAGGAGGAGAGGUGGGGGACACAGGAGGAACAGGGAU